UUUCAAGUCAAUCCAAGCUUAGCUUCAAAACAGAAAACCAAAAACCAUUUAGCCAUCAUGUUCAAAUACGCCGUUGUCAUCUGCGCCCUGAUCGCCUGUGUGGCUGCCAAGCCAGGAUUGCUGCACACUCCUCUGGCAGCUCUGCCCGCUCCGGUGAUUGCUGCUCCCGCUCCCGUGGUCACUGCCGCCAGUAGCCAAGUCGUGGCCAGGACCUUCAACGGCAUCGCCGCUGCUCCAGUGAUCGCUCCGGUCGCUGCUCCUCUGGCUGCUCCAAUCCUGAACAGAGUGGCUCCAUUUGCUGCUCCCAUUGCCACCCCCUUUGCUGCUCCGUACGCCCAUCCCUACGCUGCGCCCGUUUUGGCCAAAUACGCGGCUCCACUGGCUUAUGCCCCAGCACCUUUGAACUAUGCCGCUCCCGCUUUGUGGUAAAGGGAA
Messenger RNA from Drosophila mauritiana, 435 nucleotides. Its product is annotated as cuticle protein 16.5. Lineage: Eukaryota; Metazoa; Arthropoda; Insecta; Diptera; Drosophilidae. The coding region runs from base 58 to 429 and encodes 123 amino acids. The record is from RefSeq and is a predicted model, not a curated record. The transcript is spliced from 3 exons.